CCGAGCAAAACAGAUGCUUGGGCCUUGGGACCUUGGGUGACUGGUUCCUUGGUCGCUUUGUAGAAAGAAGAAAGAAUGAACGACAAAACCCAACAGAGUUCUUGAAGCAGAAUACUAUAGGGGGCAUUAUGGGUUUCACUCUCUGUCGGAGCCCGGUAAAGGAAUCUUCGUUGCAGAGGUUUUUGAACUUCGGGUGGAAUAUAAAACCUCAGUUGAAGAGAAGACCUUAUGUGGAAGUCUCUGCGUUCUCUUACCAGAAGUUUGUUGGCUUCGCUUUGGAAGAAACAAAACGACGAACCCAUUUGGUUCCUUCGCCUUUACAGGAGAAAUUCAAUUCCAUGAAGGCCAUGGAUGGAAAAACAGAGCUACAGAUGCUAGCUUUUCAAGCUCCCAAGAUCAGACUCCUUCGCAGUCUUAGUAUUGAAGAGAGUGAAACAAUGCAGGUUUUGGAUCUUGCUGUUUUACCUGAACCUGAGUUUGAUCUACCUAUAUUUUGUGCCAACUUUUUCACCGCAGCUAACAUGAAUAUAGUUGUCUUGGACCUUAAUCCUCUGUAUGAUGUUAUGAGUCACAGUGAUUACAAACAGAAGUACUACAAAAAUUUAAUGCCUCUUGGUCUCCAGUAUACCAAUAUUUUACCAUGGGGAGGGAAGAUUACAAGUGAGUCAUUGAGAUUUUUCUCACCAAUUGUGAUAUGGACCAAGUUCACAUCAAGCCAAGACAAACAUAAUAUUUUAUAUUCUGCAUUCAUGGACUACUACAAGGCGUGGCUUGAAUUGAUGGACCAAGCAUCAGAGGAGAUGGAUGCUUCUCAGGUUGUCUGUAAUCGUGAAGCACAGCAUAAAUAUCUAUCAUGGAGAGCAGAGAAGGACCCAGGUCAUCAACUUCUGAAGAAGUUGAUUGGAGAGAGUCAUGCGAAGGAUUUGAUCAGAAGCUUCCUUUUCAAUGGAGUUGAUACACUAGGAAGCAAAACAUUUUUGGAUUACUUUCCAGAGUACUGGUGUGAGAAUGGGAGUGUAAACCAGAAGCGCAGUAUGAUUGGGAAGUCCUUUGAAACUCGUCCUUGGGAUACAGGAGGAGAAUUCAUUGGUAAUGAUAUUAGAUAACUGGUCUCAUUUUCUCUGUUUCUCUUAUGUUUAGAAUGUGGAAAAAUCUGUAUCACCUUGUUACAGAUCCCAGUGUAUGAAGUUCGUGUUUCGUUAAUCUCUCUCUGAGUCGAGUUUAGCUUUUCUUUGA
Messenger RNA from Nelumbo nucifera (sacred lotus), 1236 nucleotides. RefSeq names its product phytochromobilin:ferredoxin oxidoreductase, chloroplast / phytochromobilin synthase (HY2) (gene HY2). Gene Ontology annotation, biological process: phytochromobilin biosynthetic process. NCBI's taxonomy places the organism in Eukaryota, Viridiplantae, Streptophyta, Magnoliopsida, Proteales, Nelumbonaceae. The record is from RefSeq and is a predicted model, not a curated record. Gene Ontology annotation, molecular function: phytochromobilin:ferredoxin oxidoreductase activity; cobalt ion binding.